Maniola jurtina (meadow brown) is the source of this 7420-nucleotide messenger RNA. RefSeq names its product nucleoprotein TPR-like. The coding region runs from base 49 to 6753 and encodes 2234 amino acids. Gene Ontology annotation, biological process: protein import into nucleus; mRNA export from nucleus. The transcript is spliced from 15 exons. Gene Ontology annotation, molecular function: structural constituent of nuclear pore. Lineage: Eukaryota; Metazoa; Arthropoda; Insecta; Lepidoptera; Nymphalidae. Gene Ontology annotation, cellular component: nuclear pore. The record is from RefSeq and is a predicted model, not a curated record.
CUUACUAUUCUCUCUAUUAUCUACUCUCUUAUGGUACGGUAACAGAAAAUGGAGGCUGCGAGUGUGGAAGCCGGUGAAAAAAACCAUUUACUAAAUGUUUUAUCAGAAAGCGAAAUCUCUAAUAUCCCUCAUGCUGUUGCUGAUAAAAUAAAUACCUACAUUGACCAAAAAUUUGAAGAAUAUCUAACAUCUAAGGCUUUGCAUGAAACCAGUAAAUCACAAAUCGAUGAAAAAAAUUCAGCAAUUGAAGCAACUAUCCUUGAAUUAACAGCAAAAUAUGAAGAUGCUGCCAAGAAAUUACAGGUAUCUACUGAAACUAUCACAGAACUGGAAAAGCAAGUUAUAUCUCUAAAUACAGAAUUAGAAAAGGCUCGAGAGAAAAUAACAUGUUUAGAAAAUGAAGCCAUUUCUCUUAAAAGUGCUAGAGAUGCUGCAGUUGAUGAAAGAAAUGACUUAACCCGAAUAUUAGAAAGGCGUGAUACUGAAAUCGAAAGACUAACAGCUAAUCAAAUAUCAUUGUCUCAACAGCUACGCGCUGCUAUAGAUUCUAAAUGUGAAGCAUUCGCUUUGAAUGAUGAAAUACAAAGUAAAGAACUUUCUCUUCAGUACCGAGAAAAGCGUUUGGAUCAAGAAAGGGUUUUGUUAAAUUCUCAAAUUACUGCACUAACUGAAGAAGUAAAUAGACUUACAACGGAAUUACAAACUAUAAGACUAAAUAAUACUAGUAGACUUGUAAGCCUGGAAGCACAACUUGCAGAAAAAGUUGAAGAGUUAAAAGUAGCUAAUGAAACAAUUGAGCAAUUGAAUGAAAUUAAAAAGAAUUUAAAUAACCGGGCUGAACACUUAACACAACGCUUAAUGGAACAAAGAGAAAUAGAAAAUAAGAUGUCAGAAAAUUAUAAAAAAGAAAUAGAUGCAAAAUCAAAAUUGUCUGAUUUAUUUAAAAUUAUGCAUGAUGAUGCUGAGGCAAAAACCACUGAAUUGACUGAUGGUAUUUUAGAGUUACAAAAACUGCUCAAUGAAGCUACUGAAAAAUAUGGUGAUCUUGAAACAAAGUAUAAACAGGCUGAAGUGGACCAUGAAGAGCUGAUGGACAAAAAAAAUGAAAUUAUUUCCUCAUUGAAAAACGAACUAGAACAUGCAAAUGAUUUGUUAAAAGCUGCUACAGCAAAAAAUCUGGAUAUGGCUCUUAGCGAUUUGGCCCCAUCUGCAGCCACUGCUAGUAAACUCAUGAAAUCAGGCAUGUCAUUGACUCAAAUAUAUUCACAAUUAGUUACAGUUACUGAUGAGUUAAGCCAGAAAAAAGAAGAAAAUAGGCAACUUAAUAUAACUAUUAAUAAAAUUGUCCAAGAACUUGAAGAAAAAGCCCCCUUGUUACAAAAACAGAGAGCAGAAUAUCUGGAAGCAAAGGAGAGCAAUGUAGCUUUGACACAACAAAUAGAGUCUUUAGUUAUUGAAUGUAACAGGCUAAGGGAUGAUUACUGUGAAGCAUCUAAAGUUUCUAAUCACUACAGCCGUGAAAAUAAUCGCUUAAAAGGUGAACUGGCUGAUUUAGGUAGGCAAGUUUGCUUUUUGUUAAAAGAAAUAGAACAUACUCGAGGUGGGCUACUUAAUGGAGAUCAUGAUUCAUCAAAUACUACUAAUAUUACAAAUUCUUCUGACAUGAGUUCCUCACGGAUAAUAUCGAAGACAUUGGUGACAUUUAGUGAUAUUCAAGAGCUGCAAGCAAAUAAUCAAAAACUUUUACGGAUGAUUCGUGAACUGACAGAUAAACAAGAAGAGUUGGAACGCCAUAAAGAACAAUUUGAGAGUGGAGAAAUGGAGAAAAAAAUCGAAGCUUUGAAGCAAAGAGUCACUGAACUAACAGAAGCUCAAGAAAGACAAACUAAAAUGGUAAAUGGCCUUAUAAGACAACGUGAUAUGUUUAAAAAGCUCUAUCAUGAUCAUAUGAAAGGCAAACGUCAUGAAAUGUCUUCAGUCAUAGAUACUUCGGACUUGGAAAAGGAUGAAUCACUUAUAAUGGACACAUCAGAAAAUCCUCAGAAACCUGCUGUAGUCGAAGUUUCAAAUUUUGAAGUAAAAUAUAAGGAAACUGAAAAACAACUUGAGCUUUUAAAAGAAGAAUAUAAAACUUACAAAGAAGAAAAAAUUACGAACGAGAGAAUGUUAUUUGAGCAGAUUGACAACAUGAGACAAGAAAUAGCAAAAUUAACAGCAGCAAGUAGUAAAAGUGCGUCAACUUCAGAAUAUAAUAAUGAAAGAUUAAAAAUAUUGCAAACCAAUAUUGCCACAUACAAAAAACAAAUUUCAUCAUUAGAAGAUAAAAAUAAAGCAUACAAUGCUACUAUUGCUAAGCACGAAGUUUCAUUGCAACAUUUAAGAGAUGAAGUUUUAAAUACACAGGGAAAGCUAGCAACUGCAGAAAUACAAGUUGAAAACCUAAAGUUAGAAAAUAAGUUAUUAAAAGAUGCGGAAAUGCGCUUGCAGACUGAAAAAGAAAUAAUAAAUAGAGAGCGUCAAGGUCAGUCUUUGCUUUUGAAAAAUUUAGAAAUGAUAAAAACAAGCUUGGAACGCGUUGAAACCGAAAAUCACGCUAAAAUAGAAACAAGACUCGAUGAAGCUACUCGUGAAUGUGCAGCUUUAAGAAGAAGAUUGCAAGAAGAACAGGACAGAUUUAGAGAAUUAGCAGCUCAUUUAGAGCGCCAAACAGCAAUUGCUAAAUCACGCAUGCAAGAAGAGAAAGACGCAGCAAAUGCGAUGAGAAAAGAAAUUCAGCAACUCAGAAAUGACUUGAUUGAGAAAGACAAAGCAAAUGAAGAAAUGACCAAAAAACUUAAAGUUGCAUUGUCACCAAAUACUGAUGGAUCGCUAGAUACUAUAAAGAAAAUUAAAGAACUUGAAAUUAAACUGUCAGAUAGAGAUAAUGAAAUAAAGUCUCUUUUAGAACAGCUCAACACUGCAAAAGAACACAUUAAACAAUACUGUGACAUCGCUGAAAAUGCUGAAAAAGAACUGAAAAAUUUAAAUUCAGAAUAUGAAAAAUAUAAAUUGGAAACUGAGGCUAAGCUUACUGAAAAUGCAGAAAAGUUACAGCUUCUUGAAGAUAAGUGUUCUGAAUUAGAAGCAGAGCUUUCUCUUCAAGCUAAUGGUGAAUAUUCCACUGCAAACAUCAGUUUGAAAAAUGAAUUAGAAAAUGUGAAAGAAGAAUUAAAGAACGCAUUGGCUAAUUAUGACAACUGUCGUUCUGAAUUAGAAAGUUCGCGUAGUGAAAUCACGAAGUUAUCAGAGGCUGUUCAAAUAGCUGAAGACAAAUAUACACAUGAAAUGAUUUUACAUUCUUCAGAUAUCCAAACAUUAUCUAAUGUAAAAGAAGAGUUGUCAAGAGCACAAAAUCAGCUUAAUGAACUAGUAGCUUUGAAAAAUAAUACAGUAGAGAAAAUAAAAUCAGAGAAAAUGUCAUUAAUUGAAAGAGAAAAGAUUCUUAUUGGGGAAAAUGAACAGCUAGCUCAGCGUUUGAAAGAUCUUAAUGAUCAAAAUUCUUUGCUGCAUGAACAAAUCCAAGCACUAGGUACACAGCUGUCAGUUUCUCAUGCAUCUAGAUCUUAUUCGGAGAGUAUGAAUGAAUCUGCUAACGAUUCUAACAUCAAUAUAUCUUAUAGUGAGGAUGGGAAAUCCUCUGAACAACUGUUACAGAUUAUUAAAUUGUUGCGAAAAGAAAAAGAUAUUGCAGUAGCUAAGUUUGAAAUAUUACAAGCAGAGACUAUGCGAUUAAAAUCACAGUUAGAAAUUACUGAAAAACAACUUGAUGAUUGUAAAUUAUCUUUAGCAGCUGAAAGAGAGAAAUCCGAAGUUAGUAUGGUAACAGUGAAUAGACAGUCUGAUAUCUUAAGAAAAGUGGAGACGUUGGAUGCUUUAACAGACAGUAAUAGAAGUUUACGCGAAGAGCGUGAUACAUUAAAAAAUCGAGUGGAAGAAUUGACACUGAACAUAAAUUCAUUAGAAGAACAAUUAGGUCCACUUCAGGAAAUGAUAGCUGAUUACAAAUCUAAGAAUGAAACAUUGCUUUCCGAAAACACUGCCUUGAAGGCUGAUUCUGCAAGAUGGAGGACAAGAGUAAAUGCUCUCGUGGAGCGCGCCAACAAAACUAGUCCUGAAGACUGGAAACGCUUGCAAAACGAAAGAGAAACUCUUGCUAAAAUGCUGACAAAUGAGAAAGAAAAUCUUAGAAAAGUAAGUGAAGAGUUAGGUGCACUAAAAGUUGAAAAAUCCAAAUUAGAAGAACAAUACUCAUUGCUUGCACGUCAACAGAAUAAUGUCGUAGAAGAAAAUAAAAAACUUAAAGAGGAACUGCAAGUUCUUAAAGAUGAUAUGUCACGUUUGACGGAAGAACUAGCAAAACUUAAAGCAGAAUAUAACACAGCAACCGAUGCAAAUGCCAGGCUGGCCGAGGAGAUCAAUAACAGAGAAGCUUCUCUAUCUGAUAUAAGGAAUAAGGAAAAUCAAAUCCGUAAGAUUGCCAAAAAGUAUAAAGGGCAAUAUGAAGAACUUGUCAAAUCAGUAGAAGAGGAAAAGCAAAAGAAAGAAGAUGAAGCAACUGCUGCAGGUGUAGCGCUAGCAGAAAACACAAAGAAAGUUGAAGAGCAAUUGACUGAAGUACAAAAGCUGUUAGAUGCGGAAAAAGCUAACAAUGAAAAACUAAAGCAAGAAAUCGAGACACUCAAAACUGUAAAUAUGGAUAAAGAGGAAAAAGCUAAGCAAGUUUUGAAACAGGCGAAAAGCAAGAUAGUCCAGUUGACUGAGUUAAGGAAUUCUCUGAGCCGCGAGUUAGACGAAUCCCGAAAUAAAAUAGGUUCUAUCGAACAGAGCUCACGUGAUGAACAAGAUGCCAGACUGGAACUUAUAAAAUCGCAGUAUGAAGGACGUAUCUCUCGCUUAGAAAAGGAGCGCGGGGAGGUCCAAGCGGAAAAAAAUAGGGAAGUGGAAUCUCUUAUGCAGAAAGUAAACAUGUUACAAAGACAACUGGCCAAUCAAUCAUCUGCAUCUAAACAACAAGCUACAACAGAGAAAACUACAACUGAUCCUCCGACAGCAAACAUCAAACCUAUGGCUGGCGUAGCGCAGCAGAGCGUGUCGGCGAGUCGCCGCGGCGGCGAGACGCCGCUGGCUUCGAUUCGGCCCAUGGCGCAGGUGGGCCCCACGGCGCCGCACGAUGCGCACAGCACGGAGUACAUGCCGGCGUCGUCGUCGCGCCCGCUGCCGCGCGCUGCGCUAGCCGCCUCCGCCGCCGCCGCUGCGGCCGCGCCGCCGGAAUCCACACAGGAUAUGGACACUAGUGAGGCAGGAAUGGGCAGUUCAGGGUCCAGCGACAAUACUGCACAGUCCUCAUCACAUUCUCAGGCACCGCAACAGGCAGUGGCACUUGUGAUGCCGCGCAUCGAGCAGCCGAGCGGAGCCAGCUCGGGCGCCGUGGGCACACCGGCCGCCAGUUCGGCGCCGCCCGUCGCCAGCGUAACCUGCGCCGCGCCGCAACCCGCGCCCGCCACGCCUGCUGGAGCAGUGAGCGCGGGCCCGACGUCCGCGUCGGCGCCGGUGAGCACGUCGCACGCCGCGCCGCUCGUCAGCACCUCGCACGCCGCGCCCGGCGUCAGCACCUCGCACGCGGCUCCAGGCGUCACAACGUCGCAUACGGCGCCGGGAGUAAGCACUUCGCAGGCCGCGCCCGGCGUCAGCACGUCGCACGCCGCGCUCGGCGUCAGCACGUCGCAUGCGCAGCCCGGCAUCCGGCCGCCCAAGCGCCGCAUGCAACAGCGACCGCUCACUGCCAAACGGACACGAGUUCAGGGCUUUGAGCGUUCAGUGGAGGUGGAGUACCAGGUGCCGACGUCGUCGCGCUGCGACCAAGACGACGAGGGCGUCAUCGUAGUUGAUUCGGAGGAAGACGACGAGCGAUGCACAGGCACCAUGUAUAGGGAGGGCGAAGAGGACGAAGACAUAGAGGAGGAGCAGGAGGUUGAAGGCGGUGAAGAAGAAGAGGAAGCAGAAGGAGACGACGCCGAGAACGCAACACGUCAGGAGUCGCCGGCGCAGUCGCCGGUGGCGGGCGGCGCGGGGGAGGGCGAGGGCAGCGAGCUCGGCGACGGCGGGGCCGGCGCCGCGCACGAGCCCGACAGCGAGCCCGCGCCCGCGCACCAGCAGAUCGAGGCCAUCAGCAGCGGCACCGAGCCAAGCGGCACUUUAUCUCUCGGAGGCAGCGGUGCCGAUGACGGUGACGAUAGCAUAGUUCCUUCAACUCCUACUCUUUAUGUUCCUAGGCGGAAUGAUGGGUUCGGCGAGGCGGUGGUGUCGCCGGUGGGCGGCGCGGCGGGCGCGGAGGCGGCGGGCGCGCGCUUCACGUUCGCGGAGGCGGGCGGCGCCGCCAGCCACCACGACACGCACGCCGACCUGGCCGCCGCGCUACCGCCGCCGCACGCAAGGGCGGAAGGCGCGGAGUCCCGCGAGUGGGAAGAGUCCCGCGGCGAGGAAGAAGCCGCCGCAGUCAGCUCGCAGGGCAGCGAGCCCUCGUCGCCACACCAGGUCGCGGAAGAGGGCCGCGAAGCGGAGGCGAGCGCGGCGCCGCGCCGCCCCGCUCCCGCGCCGCACCCGCCGCACCAGCGCUGGAUGCGCGCCGCCGAUAGCGAGAGCGGACCGCGUGGGCGAGGCAUGCGGGGCCGGGGACGCCCCUCGCGCCGCUCACACAAUUAUACGCGAUUCUAAGAUUAUCUAUUUUAUAAGGCAACCUCUUUCUAAGCUGUUCUAAAGACUCUAAGGUUGAAAUCUAUAUAUAUAACAAACACACUUUGACUUUGCUUGGAUUUAAGUUUCAAUUCUAAUGGUAAUGAAAUAUUACGGAAUAGACGAUGUUUCGAGAAUUAGAAUAUUAAAAAAAAAAACUUUUUUUGUUUUAAUAGAACUGUGUGAUUUCAUUUCCAUAUGAAGUGUAUCCAGCAUUAAAUAAUUGCUAUUCUAAAUUAAGUAAAACUUUUAUAUUAAGAAACUUAAUUUUAAUUCUUUGGAAUGGAAAUUAAUUCUGUUGUUCACAAUCGCUAAACUAAAUUGACAGGCCAAAAUCGAAUGCUAUCCUUUUAAAGCAUUAUGAAAGCGAAUUAGACCUUUCAUUUUAGUUUAGAGAUUGUAUACAACAGGAUGAAGUUGAUUUCAAACUACGGAAUAUAAUAUAGUACAUAUAUAAAUAUCGCUAGCCCUACUUUUAAAUGUCACUGUUCACAUAUAUGUGUGUGUUAUAUUAUAUUUCCGAAGUUUGAAGGCAACUUUAGCCACAUUCUUAAUGAUUUUUUCAAAAUUUAAAAUAAGUAAAAAAAAUUCCAUAAUUAUAAAAUGUUCAUUUCAUAAGUAGUAAUAACAAUACAAUAUUCAAACUUAA